AUGGACACUUACACCUUCGCAACCUCCGCGCAGGUUGACCUACCAAUCUAUCUGAAGAUAUGCAGUUUGGAAGGCAAACAAAAACAGAUACCUUUUUCCGUCUUAAUUAAAAACCCUGAGCUUCGACACCUCGGAUCGAACCAGAGCCCGAUAUCAGACCUUUACAUUACCGUCCAACUAUGGGCUAGUUCUAAACCUCUAGGUGUUCCCGUCCAGACGGCAUAUAAAGCAUUUAAGACAACCCGAACAUGGAAUGAAUGGCUUACAAUGCCCGUAUGUAUAAAAGAUGCACCGGUCAAUAGCCAGCUGGCCAUCACCGUUUGGGAUCUGUCACCAUUGGGCGGAAACGAUGCUUACGGCCAUUCUGUCCCUUUUGGUGGAACCACCAUAUCAUUAUUCGAUGACGAUGGUACUCUGAAAAAGGGCAGACAGAAGUGCAAAAUCUACCGGCACAAGGCCGCGGAUGGGCUUUCGAAUACCACGACACCGUCCGCCCCGCCGCAAAAGCGCCGUUUAUCUCCUCAUAUAGACCAUGGCCCGACCCCGGAAGAAGAGGAGUUAGAGCGUCUGGAAAAACUCCUGAAGAAACAUGAGAUGGGCGAGAUACCCCGAGUUGACUGGUUAGAUCAGCUAGUAUUUCGAGCUGUGGAAAAGAAAAAGUUGGAGGCUGAGGAAUCUGCGAAAAAAAGGGCAAUACGCAACCAAGCCGUUAGGGCAAAAGUUGCAGUGAAGACAAAUGGAAUGACAGACAACCUUGGUGAUGAUGAUGAGGAGGAAGAUGAGAUAAAUGAUCACGAAGAGAACUUUGUCCUCUAUAUCGAAUUCCCACGCUUUGAUUUUCCUGUCGUUUUCGAAGAUUUCGAGUAUCCUCGUCCGCCGAUAUCCUCCUACUCUCAACAGCCUUUGUCGGGCUCUAAUUCCACACUCAAAUCACCACCAGAAGUCCGUUUGGGACCCGAUAUAGAUGGCGCGGGUAACGACGAUGAUGACCAUCGGAUAAUUCGAAUAUAUGACCCCGAGGUUGGCCAGAAAGGGAACCCUUGCGAGGACAAACAUCGGAGACUAGUUCGUAGCCACCGGACUGGAAUUAUGGAUCGCGAUCUCAAGCCAAAUCCAAAGAUCCGUGAUGAAUUGAAUGAAAUCAUGUUAUAUGGACCUACGCAAGAACUGAACUCUGAGGAGAAAGACCUUGUCUGGAAGUUCCGGCAUCAUCUUACUCGUGAUAAGAGAGCCCUGACUAAGUUCGUGAAAUCGGUCAAUUGGCAAGAUGUUAGCGAAGCUCGACAGGCCGUGGAAAUUCUCCCCAAGUGGACUGAGAUAGAUGUGGACGAUGCGUUGGAACUUCUUGGGCCCACUUUUGAUAACCCAGCUGUACGCGCGUAUGCGGUAGACCGACUGAGGAAGUCUGAUGAUGAGGAAUUGCUCCUAUACCUCUUGCAACUAGUACAAGCCUUAAAGUUUGAGGCAAUCCCUGCCGAAGUCGCUGAAGAUAUAACACAAGAUUCCUCAUUAACCAACUUUCUCAUCACGCGAGCUGCGAACAAUCCGCUACUUGGAAGCUAUUUUCACUGGUACCUCAUGGUCGAGUGUGAUGAUGCAGGCCCAAGCACUAUUUCCGCCCAUCGCAAACUGUUCGCCCGCGUUGAGUACUACUUCAUGGUCGAGCUGGAGAAACACCAUCCUGAACAGAGGAAAAUUUUAUUACGACAGGGCGAACUCAUUACAAUUCUGACCAAGAUCGCGAAGGAUAUUCGCUUCUCGAGGGUUAACCGUGCUGUCAAAAUCGAAAAGCUGAAGAAGUUUCUGCUAGACCCUAAGAACGAGCUUACUACCAUUGACCCUCCUCUUCCGCUUCCGCUGGACCCGGAAAUUCUGAUCACAGGGUGCUUCGCUGAGGGUUCUAAUGUUUUCAAAUCCUCCCUCUCACCCUUGCUUAUCAACUUCAAACUUUCUGAUGGACGAAAAUACCCUGUAAUUUUCAAGGUUGGAGAUGACCUUCGACAAGAUCAGCUUGUCAUCCAAAUCAUCAGUCUCAUGGAUCGGCUUUUGCAGAAGGAAAAUUUAGAUCUGAAACUCACUCCUUACCGGAUAAUUGCUACCGGCGCUAAUGCCGGUGCGAUGCAAUUUAUCCCCUCAACAUCCUUAUCAGCAGCGUCGGCAAAAUACAAGGGCUCGAUACUUGCAUAUUUGAGAGCCAACAAUCCUGAUGACAACGAGCCACUAGGUGUCCGCAAAGAAACGAUGGAUACGUACAUAAAAUCUUGCGCUGGCUAUUGCGUGAUAACUUACCUCCUAGGUGUAGGCGAUAGGCAUUUAGACAACCUAUUGAUUGCACCAGACGGCCAUUUCUUCCACGCAGAUUUUGGCUUCAUUCUCGGCCGUGACCCGAAACCUUUUGCCCCGAUGAUGAAACUCUGCAAAGAAAUGGUGGAAGGCAUGGGUGGAGCGUCGUCGCCCAACUAUCUCCUAUUUAAACAAUAUUGUUUUACAGCAUAUACCACCCUUCGGAAAUCCGCGAACCUCAUCCUCAACCUUUUCAGCUUGAUGGUCGAUGCAAAUAUUCCAGAUAUCCGCGUCGAGCCGGACAAGGCUGUACUGAAGGUGAAGGAGAGGUUCCACUUGGAAAUGAGUGAAGAGGAGGCAAUUCGCCACUUUGAGCAGCUCAUUGGUGAUAGCGUGAAUGCUAUUUUUGGAGUUGUCAUUGACCGUCUUCAUGAUUUCGUGCAGGGAUGGAGGGCAUAG
Messenger RNA from Blastomyces gilchristii SLH14081, 2742 nucleotides. RefSeq names its product phosphatidylinositol 3-kinase. Bases 1 to 2742 code for a protein of 913 amino acids. The transcript has 2 exons. The record is from RefSeq and is a predicted model, not a curated record. Gene Ontology annotation, molecular function: 1-phosphatidylinositol-3-kinase activity. Gene Ontology annotation, biological process: endocytosis; phosphatidylinositol-mediated signaling; phosphatidylinositol-3-phosphate biosynthetic process. Gene Ontology annotation, cellular component: phosphatidylinositol 3-kinase complex, class III, type II; endosome; phosphatidylinositol 3-kinase complex, class III, type I. NCBI's taxonomy places the organism in Eukaryota, Fungi, Ascomycota, Eurotiomycetes, Onygenales, Ajellomycetaceae.